AUGGACCCUACCACAUCCUACGGCGCCGUCAAUGGCAACGGCAACCAGGAGCAUACAUCCAGCAUCUCUCCCCCAGCCGGCGGCAAACGCCAGCGUGCGAAACGAGCAUGUGAGCCAUGUCGCCUUCGCAAACGCCGCUGCGACUCAAACCAGCCCUGCAAUAUGUGCGUGUCUUUUGAUUAUAGAUGCUACUAUGAGAAGCACCCUCGGAAACGAAGUAAGAUUGUCGAGGCCAGCGCGGAGCAGGAUCUGGACCGCCAACCGGACGCCUUUGAACAGCCACGACAUGAGAUGGCUCCUGAAGACAGGCCGAAUUCUGAAGAUGUAUCUACCUUGAAAUCCAUGGAGGCGAACUCUGGUAUUGCUUUCACCGGCCUGUUGGGACAACGCCUGGAUCCUGCGCAGGGGAAGCGGCUGUUCACUUUUGGGUGGAACGUUGGAGGUGGACGAGAUGAAGACGCAGAGAAGGAUGAUGUGAAAGGGAUGAUGGACGUAACCCACUAUCUGAAUCGAGAGGAAAUGAUUCGACUGGCCGACCUGUACUUCGAGAAUGUCCACCCACUGUACGGCUUCGUGGACAGAUCUUUCGUCACCGAACAGAUCAACCUCCGCUGGUCGCCCCAACUCUCCACCACCAAAAUACCUGACCACUUCUUCGCCAACAUGGCAGCGGGCGGCAGCCUCUUCGCCCCGGCCACGCUAUCCAACCCCACCACCAUCCCCACGCUCUUCGAAGCCGCCAAACACAGUCUCGACCGCACCUCCCUCGUCCACCUCCCCACCCUCCUCGACGCCCAGUCCUGGCUCCUCCGCAGCAUCUACCUCCGCGCCACCUUCCACCCCCACGUCGUCCACAUGGCCUCCUGCACGACCCUGCACCUCGUCGAAGCCCUGGGCCUGCACCAAGAAUCCCGCUCUACCCCCAACAUCCCCUCCUCCACCACCUCGGCAUCCCGCCACGACACCCCAGAACUCCGGCGUCGCACCUUCUGGAUCGCUCGGAUGCUAAACACAUGGGUCUCCUUCGAAUACGGCCGCACGCGCGUCCACCUGCGCGGCAUCAACGCCCACCUCCCCACCCCGCAACCCGGCGACUUCACCACCGACUACAUCCACCUCUACUCCCUCUCCUGCACGCUGGACCCGGAACACACGCCCGCCGCCUCCGGCGAGGGAAGCUGGGACGACUUCCUCCGCCACCUCGACGCCUACAACCCCCCGCACGACGCCAUCGCGCUCUCCGUCUCCAACCUCGCCAUGUGCGGGUACCGCCGUCUACGCUUGUCAAACCCCAACCUCUCUCCCGAAACCACCACGCGCGUCAUCAAACUCGGGCUCUCGGGCGUCGAAGCCGCGCGCCGCAUGAGCAAGAAGGGCAUGCCGUGGUGGCACGUCGGGAACGUGCCGUUCCAAGUCGUCUGUGUGUUUCUGGCGAUGGAUGUGCGGGAGUCGCUUGCGCGGGUCGGGGAGGCGUUGAAGGUGUUGGAGGAGGUGAGGGGGCGGUUUGGGACGAAAGCUUUAGGCGAAGCCGUUCGCACGGCGAGGGUGCUGGUGCGUUUGAGUAAGAAGCGGAAGGAUGAGGAUUCCGAUGUCCUCAGCCGUAGCUUGAUCAAAGAGCGAGGUGAUGCCAACGCUAAUGCGAAUGGUGGUGCGCAUCUUCCAGAGCCGAAAGCAGAGGACGCGGGUAUGAUGAACGAAGGAGGCGGCAUGGACGUCCCGUUCGAGGAGAACCCGACGACAGGCUCGAGUGGGGACGAUUGGAGCUGGGAUGUGCUGAACAACGCGGACUUGGACUGGAACUUCUUCUUGACGGCGGAUAUGCCGGCGUUUGAGGGGUUUGUCGCGCCGGAUGGGUUGAUGUAG
Messenger RNA from Saxophila tyrrhenica, 1863 nucleotides. RefSeq lists its product as uncharacterized. The record is from RefSeq and is a predicted model, not a curated record. The coding region runs from base 1 to 1863 and encodes 620 amino acids. Gene Ontology annotation, molecular function: DNA binding; zinc ion binding; DNA-binding transcription factor activity, RNA polymerase II-specific. The transcript has a single exon. Gene Ontology annotation, biological process: DNA-templated transcription; response to xenobiotic stimulus; regulation of DNA-templated transcription. NCBI's taxonomy places the organism in Eukaryota, Fungi, Ascomycota, Dothideomycetes, Mycosphaerellales, Extremaceae.